Rhopalosiphum padi (bird cherry-oat aphid) is the source of this 1209-nucleotide messenger RNA. RefSeq lists its product as uncharacterized. Lineage: Eukaryota; Metazoa; Arthropoda; Insecta; Hemiptera; Aphididae. The transcript has 9 exons. The record is from RefSeq and is a predicted model, not a curated record. The coding region runs from base 1 to 1209 and encodes 402 amino acids.
AUGACAGAAUUAUCAGGAGAUGUAAUGAAGAAUCAAUUAAACAUCAUUGCAUUGAAUUAUUCGUCCCAUCAGGCGUUGGAGUUGGCUAGUUGCCAUGACUUUGGAUCAACUAGAAUGCCUUCCCCCGAUAACCACGGUUACAGUCGACCAGAUACAUUAGGAGUUUCGACAUGCAUACUUGGAAUAGCGCCGUGUAUGUAUUUAGGAGAGUUUGAUGAAUAUGGAUACUACUGUGCAAAUAAACCCAUGCCAAUAAAUGAGAUAUCAACAUGGUGCACUUCAUUAGUUUAUGAUGGAGUAACUUUUAAUGCUGAUUUAUUGUCUAGUUAUACUAAAAAUGAUGAUUCUAAUAUAAAUACUCUUGGAUCAUCUGGGAAAUCAUUAUAUUUAUAUUAUGGUUAUACAACCCAAGAAGCUUGGAUGGAAGCAAUUAGUUCUUCAAAUGCAUCAGUUUCAUUGGAAAAAAUAAGCAAUUUUUUAACUCCUUUUAAUGUAUCGGGUUUAAUACUAAAGAAUUUAAACUAUGAUUAUAAUAGUAAUUUAGAUUUUCAUUUUGAUACAACUUUCUUCAGCAGUUUAAAAGAAUAUGUAAUUCUACUGAAAAACAAAAUUCCCAAUUUGAGUAUUGGAUUAUAUGUGAGUGCAAGUCACAUGAUAUUUUAUAGUGAUAAUUCAAUGUCCCCAGAUUGGUUUGAUUUUACGGUAUUAAAUGAUGUGAUGGACUAUUUUAUAAUUGGCUUUCAUGAUUUCAAUCCAUGUAAUGAAUUCUUUAAAGGCGGAAUUGUUCCAAUAAAUAAUGUUUUAAAUAGCACUCAUUCCUUGACAACAUUCGAAAAAGCCUUAAAUAGUUCAACAAUUGCAAGGGACAAAAUUUAUCUUGAGUUUUCAGUGAAUCCAACACCUAAUGUCACGUCAACUGAAUAUUUACCCACGUGUAGCGUGACAUAUAAAAAAUUUUGUGAAGCUGACAAUUAUGAUAUUUACUGGUGUGCUGAUAGUGCAGCUUCAUUCUAUAAAAAAGGCUGGUUUGCUAAAAACAUGCAAGCACAAGGAAUCGUAUCAAAGUAUAUCGAUACAAUCGACCCCACUGCGCAAUGUGAUUGUGAUUCGAAAAAUAAAUUUAUAACCUUUUCGAUAAUGAUUCGUGGUUUUACUGGUAGACACUCAAUUAAUGACUGUGUGAAGUUAAAUAAUGUUAGUCAUACAUAA